This is a messenger RNA of Pungitius pungitius (ninespine stickleback), 2882 nucleotides long. RefSeq names its product transformer 2 beta homolog (gene tra2b). Lineage: Eukaryota; Metazoa; Chordata; Actinopteri; Perciformes; Gasterosteidae. Gene Ontology annotation, molecular function: RNA binding. The transcript has 8 exons. The coding region runs from base 1941 to 2561 and encodes 206 amino acids. The record is from RefSeq and is a predicted model, not a curated record. Gene Ontology annotation, cellular component: spliceosomal complex. Gene Ontology annotation, biological process: positive regulation of mRNA splicing, via spliceosome.
UUGCAGCAUACGCGUACACGCGCGCAGACGCACGCACGCACAGGCUGUUGUAGCUAGCUGGUUAGCGCCGCAGCGUAAAAACCUGACUUUGUAUUAUAUCCAGUGGCACAAAAAAUGAGCGAUAACGGCAAAGCUUACGGCGAGCGGGUACGUAUGUGAAGGCUUUAUACUGUUUUAAUCGAGCUAGCGGCAUUAUUCCGUAAUAAACCAAUUAAAAGGUGGCAUUACCGUUACGUUAACAGUCUUCACAUUGUGCUUAGCUGCUAACCUUAGCUAGCUAUCUCAACUCUCCGGCGUUAUACGGAUUUUUCUUUAUUUUAUCGAACACAAUCCUGUUCAUCAUACUUUAUUCAUUAAUGGUCGAUGUCUCGACCAGGGCAAGCCACGCUAACGUUACGGUAACGUCGCUAAUUAUUCCUUAGCUCAGCUAGCUGGCGCUCGGUCAACGACUAGGCCGCAGGCGCGUGCCGUUAACGAGCCAAACCCACUGGUUCUAUGAACCGCGGGGUGAAUGCUCAUGGAUACAAAUCAUUUGAAACAUCAUAGUCGACAUUGGCCGACAUAACGUUGGUAAAUGACGGUUAUGUAAGCGGUCAGGCGUAUGAGCUAUAUGUUCACGUGUAGGUAUAGUGGAUGGCUAGCGUUGAUUUUACGGUAACGUCGAGGAAUACCGUUUUAUGUCGCUGUAGUUUCUCGACCAUUUGAAACAAACGACCUCAAGAUGUCUUCCUAUUUGUUUGUGUCCCCUCACACGUUCAGCCCUCGUGUUCACGUUACGUUGCAAUUGUCUUACUCCCCCAAGUCAAUGUUUUAGUAAAAGUAAAUGCUCAUUACAAGGUCACAAUGUGUAAAUAUUUUGCCACCACGUUUGACCGGAGCGGAGUCUCUUAUAUAAAAUAUCUGUAUACUCUGUUACUAUCGAGAUGUUGUGUCUGUGCUGAUGUUGAAGAGAAGGAUCUUGAGGUCGUUAAGGCUCACUUCAGUCGGUUUAUUUAGUUCAGUAGGUAUUUUACACAUUAAGUGGUUUGAUUUACACUUGGGUGCCCGAGAGGCCUUCUAACUUACUUUAUCUGUACAGGUUUCAUUGAAAAUGGCACACAGUAUAUUUAUUGCAAAAUUACUCAAGUAAGAAAAUAAUGAAGUAAUCCUAUUUAAUAUUAUUCUACAGGACAGUGUGGGUUCUGUUUCCCCGUAAUUGACAAAAAACACACAACAAAGAUGCCUCUUAAAGGUUCUAAAUGAAAGUAGCAUGUCAGCAAAUAUAUAACCACUGAAUGUGAAAUAUUUAUUGAUCUUUAAAUUCAAAUAUUGUAUUGUGGUGUCUUAAACAUGUUCAUGCAUGUCAUGAGAUAUAAUAAAAUAAAAGUUGAAUGAGGGUGCUAUUUUAAUUGUAGUCAUAUAUUCUUCAUCCUUUUCUUUUUCAUAAAGGUUAAGAAGAAAGUGCGGAAGAAGUCCACUUAAUUUUCAAUAAUAUGAACCUCAGAUGUGUGAAGCUGAAUUGUUGCAUGCUAAAACAUGACGAGGGAAGAAGUUUGGGCAGUGUGUGAGAUGGGGGAAGUAAGAAGAAGUAAAACAAUUGAAGAAAGAAGAAUAAUGUGAAGUAAUGAAGUUACAGAAAUGAAGUUGGUAAUCUGGAUAAGGCCGCAGCGCUAAGUAAUUUUCUGGAGUCUCGCUCCGCAUCCAGGAGUGUGAGUCCCCGGGCCUCGGGGAAGUCGGCAAGCCGCUCCCCAGCCCGGUCACCUGCCCGUUCAAAGGAAGGCUCCCGCCACUCCCCCUCUAAAUCUCGAUCAGGGUCCAGGUCCAAAUCGGGAUCUCACUCUCAUCGUGGCUCACGGAGGCACUACAGCAGAUCGCGCUCCCGCUCAAGGUCCUAUCGCCGCCGAUCUCACAGUAGGUCCUACAGUGGAGAGCGCCGGCGCAGGAGUCACAGUCGCUCACCGAUGUCCAACCGCCGCAGGCACAUCGGCAAUCGCGCUAACCCAGACCCAAACGGCUGCGUGGGAGUUUUUGGCCUCAGCUUGUACACCACAGAGAGGGAUCUGAGGGAUGUUUUCUCUAAAUACGGCCCUCUGGCGGAUGUUUCCAUUGUGUAUGACCAGCAGUCAAGGCGCUCCAGGGGCUUUGCUUUUGUCUACUUCGAGAACAACGGUGACGCUAAAGAGGCAAAGGACCGAGCCAAUGGUAUGGAGCUGGAUGGCCGUAGGAUUCGGGUGGACUUCUCCAUUACAAAAAGACCUCACACCCCGACGCCUGGAAUCUACAUGGGUCGGCCCACAUAUGGAGGCGGUGGCGGCGGCGGCGGCAGCAGCAGCGGCGGCGGCGGCGGAGGUGGUGGCAGCGGCGGCGGUGGAAGUGGACCAAGUGGUCCUCGCCGCAAUUCUCGUGACUACGACCGUGGAUAUGACCGCGGAUACGAUCGUGGAUACGACAGAAGCGGCUAUGAGCGCUAUGACGACAGGGACCACUACAGAUCAUACAGAAGGCGAUCUCCGUCCCCAUACUACAGAGGGGCAUACAGGUCUCGGUCCAGAUCGCGGUCGUAUUCUCCACGUCGCUAUUGAACAUUGCUGUCAAGCCCCUCCAACUCCCACACAGGAAGUUUUCUGAAUGGAAUGAUUGGUCUAAGAGUAGCUCUACUUAAGGUGAUCUCCAUACUUCUGUUGUCUAAGGUAAAUGACGAGUCAACGUAUGCUGGGAUCAGUUUUAAAGCCGUGUCAUUUGUCAUGACUAAGUUGUCCCCUGGUGUCUUUUCAUUUUAAAUGUAUCGGCAACAACUGCCAAUAAAAAUAUAUUAAUGAUUUUAUUAAUGUAUUUUUUUUGUAUGCACGAUUGAGUGAGCGUUCAUCUUUGAAUAGAUUAAAAGGAAGCUUUUUUUCACUAUG